CGAGUAACCGUGACAAAAUGAAACUGUUCCUUGUAGCGUCCUUUGCACUUAUCGCCUUCGUAUCAGCCACCCCCGCGGGCAAGGCAAAUCUGGCUUUGUCGCACGUUCAGGAAGACCUACGUAAUGCCCGUACAUAUCUCCUAGUCGAAAAAGAGCCAGAAGUGUACGUGGUGGAGGACUUGGUGAACUCCAAAAUCGAGCUCCAAGCCACCGCCAACGACGCAACCCUCUACCUUUACACCAGAAACAACCAAGAAAACCCCGUGGUACUCAAGGUGCAAGACGCCGCAUCACUGGCCAGCAACCAAUACUUCAGCAACAAAAGGAGCAACGUGUUCAUCAGCCACGGCUGGAACAACGACUACCAAAGCCCCGUCAACAGGCUCAUAACCGCCGCCGUCCUCGAAAAGUACGACGUGAACGUCUUCGUGGUGGACUGGAGCGGACCGGCCAACAAAAACUACCUCACCGCCAAAAACGCCGUGCCGACCAUCGGCCAGGCCGUCGGUGACUUCAUCAACGACCUGAUCUCCAACUACGGCUUCGCCAGCUCCCAGUUCCUCCUGAUCGGUCACAGCUUGGGUGCCCACGUUGCCGGAUGUGCCGGCGCCCGUGUCAACGGCGUCAUCGACACCAUCGUCGGCUUGGACCCGGCCUCCCCGUUGUUCACCAUGGGCAACACCGACAACCGUCUGGACACCACCGACGCCUCCUUCGUCCACAUCAUCCACACCAACGGCGGUCUCCUCGGCUUUUCCGCCGCCAUUGGGCACGUCGACUACUACCCCAACGGCGGAUCCUCACAACCCGGAUGUGGUAUCGAUUUGGCCGGUACUUGUGCGCACAGCAGGUCGUACAUGUACUUCGCCGAGUCCAUCAGGAACAACAAGUUCGUUGCCCGCAACUGCGACAGCUUCAAAAAUUAUUCGAACGGAAAGUGUUCUUCUAACGUCAAAUCGGUUAUGGGUGGAUUCAAAGUUGAUAAAUCGGUUGACGGUGAGUUCUAUCUUGAAACCAACUCGGUCGAGCCUUUUGGAGAGGGUAAAUGUCUUUAGAUAUGUGCGGAUAUGAUAAUUUGAUACAUACGUAUAAACCUGUAAAUAGUGUGUAUUUUAUAAAUACAUUAUCUAUUUAAAUAUUGUGAUGUUAAAAUAUGCAAAUAAAUAAAAUAUUUUAUAUACAUUAUUAAAA
This is a messenger RNA of Aethina tumida (small hive beetle), 1191 nucleotides long. RefSeq names its product pancreatic triacylglycerol lipase. Bases 18 to 1055 code for a protein of 345 amino acids. Gene Ontology annotation, molecular function: lipase activity. The transcript has 3 exons. Gene Ontology annotation, biological process: lipid metabolic process. NCBI's taxonomy places the organism in Eukaryota, Metazoa, Arthropoda, Insecta, Coleoptera, Nitidulidae. The record is from RefSeq and is a predicted model, not a curated record.